Molecule: messenger RNA, 866 nt
Organism: Carica papaya (papaya)
Lineage: Eukaryota; Viridiplantae; Streptophyta; Magnoliopsida; Brassicales; Caricaceae
Product: Lactoylglutathione lyase / glyoxalase I family protein
Source: RefSeq, a predicted model, not a curated record
UUUCCAUUUCUAUCACAUUUCUCUCUCUUAGGGUUCGGGCAUUACCUCGUUGAAGGACCACAGUUUAGCAGAAAGCAAGAGCAAGCAUUAAUGGCGGAACGGCAGGAAGUGACUAACGGCGCCGCUGUAGAGAAGACUGUCGGUUUCAAAGCGCUGAAGCCUCAGCUGCUUGUGGAGGCUCCUAAGGCAGCAGACGCCAUCCAGUUCUACAAGGCCGCGUUUGGUGCUGUGGAGAUUGGUCGUUCACUGUACCCGAAGCGCAAGGCUGAAGAGGAGCUCCCUCACAUCCUCACGGCUCAGCUUGAAAUCGGUGGUUCCAUCAUCCUUGUCUCCGAUAUCUCCAGUGAUUCAGCUGCUCCAGUAAAGACCGAGGCGUCAGGGCCGGUGCUGUGCCUGGAGACCGAGGACGUGGAGGGUGCUGUUGAGAAGGCUGUGAGCGUCGGAGCUGCCAAAGAUGGUGAGAUUACGGAGGAGGAGGGCGCGUGCUGUGGACGCGUGGGCAAGUUGAAGGAUCCUUUUGGCUUCACCUGGUGUAUCUCUUCCCCGGCGAAGAAAUGCGCAGACGUGGAAGCUUAGAGGCUGUCCGAUCUGUUUGGGAUCUUUUAAUCUUGCUUUUUAUAAAAAAAAAAAAUGUCUUUGAUCUUGGUGGGACCCGUAUCAGAUAAAGAUUUUCUAGCGUGGUAGGAGUAGGUGACGAAAUAGGGUUAGGCAGUGAGCAAUUUGAUAUUUCACGCAUGAUGGUAGUAUGGUAAUUUUGAGAAAAACCUUGUGGAACUCUCUUUACCUCUAACAGCUGGCAGGUUACUAGACUUGAUUCCUACUAUUUUUAAUUUUCUAAGAAAAAAAUUUGAACAGUAUUCUGCUCA